AUGGUUGGGUAUUUCAGGAGUUUCAUACAAGGGUUUGCUGAAAUUGCAGGGCCACUCUACGAACUACUUCAAAAGGAUACUACUUUCAAGAUGACUACUGAAAGACUUAAUGCUUUUCACCAAUUACAAAAGGCUCUGACAGAAUGCCCUACUCUUACAAACCCACAUCCGAGCUGGCCAUAUGUGCUAGAUACCGAUGCUUCUACUACUGCCAUUGGGGCAUGCUUAAUGCAAAUGGAUGAUCUACAUAAUCUACAUCCUGUUCGUUUUGGAUCCCGACGGUUAACAGCUGCUGAGCGAAAUUGGCCAAUCUAUGAAUUAGAAGGAUUCGCUGUCGUUCAUUUCAUAUUAGCGUUUCGACCAUACUUAAUUGGUCGAACUUUUACCGUGAGGUCUGACCAUAAGCCUCUUCAAUGGCUGUGGAAAAUCGAUAAGCCUAGACUUGCUAGAUGGUCUAUGGCACUACAGCAAUUUGACUUUAAGAUCAUAUACAGCCCAGGUACCGCUCAAGAGCAAGUCGAUAUAUUCACCAGAGAUGUUGAGUUUACCAAGGCAGAUGAAUUUGUCGAUAAACAUCUCGGAAGUAUCAGUGUGAAGAGCGGAGUACGGUGUUUGUGA
Gregarina niphandrodes is the source of this 618-nucleotide messenger RNA. Its product is annotated as putative enzymatic polyprotein. The coding region runs from base 1 to 618 and encodes 205 amino acids. The transcript has a single exon. The record is from RefSeq and is a predicted model, not a curated record. Lineage: Eukaryota; Apicomplexa; Conoidasida; Eugregarinorida; Gregarinidae.